CCUUGUAUCUAACCCUAGCCGCCAUUUGUCCUUCCCCUAUUACACCCACGGCAGAGGAAAACAAAAGAAAAUAAGGAAAUAAAGAAAGAAAGAAAAGAAGAGAAGAGGGAGGCGGCGCGAUGGGUGUCACUGCUACCGUCGCUGCCGCUGCUAAUCGAGAGAAGGGGAGAUCCAAAAAAGAGAGAGAGAGCGUUGGUGGGAGAGGAAGACCGCUGCCACAGCUGCCGCCGUUCGUCCUCCAGCUCGUCGCCACCAUCGCGGAUUGCCACUGACCUCGCGCCCGUCGCUGCCGACCACGAGCCAGAGGAGAAGAAGAACGAUGCUGUUAUGCCGUUUCUCGCUGCAGAUGAAGCUCGCCGCCGCAGCUGUUACUAUUCGCGCCGUCGUCGUCGCCGAAGGGAGCCAUCGUCGCUGUCAUCGGAACAGAGGGCGAGAGAGAGACAGAGAGCUCGCGGUGGGGGAAAGGAUAGGCGCCGCCGUUCCUGCCGCCGUCCAGCCUCAGUUAGCACCGCCGAAGCUCCUGCCAUCACCGUCGUUGAGGAAGCUCACCGGAGUUGCUGGAGGCUACCGCCGCUCUACCUGGUUCUGUUUUGAGUCGCGCAACCGUGUCCGUGGCCGCCGGAGACCGUAUCUGAAGCCUCUGUCUUAUUGGGUUUUGGUUGUUGCAAGUUACUCGGCUAUACGCUGUUGUCGGAACCAGGCCAGAUUUACCGUGUUACUGCCAUCAGGACAGAUGCAUAGGUCCCUGAUUAUGUUCUUUGCUGCUCCAUCGUUGUGUUUUCUAUAGCUGCAGUCGAGUUUCGGUAAUCGCAUGGUUGGAGUAAAAGCCGUUUUUGUUGUUGUGAAAGUAAACGGAACUGCGGAUGCAGCUGUCGCUGAAUGCGAGCCGAAAGAAAAAGAGUUUAUGUCUCGUAGUUAGAUCGCAAUCGAGGUAGGGGUUUUUCUUAAAAUCUAAUUUACAUUACAGAGUUGUGAUAAAUAGAUAUUGAUGCAAAAAGAUAUAUUUCUGUGAUUAUAUUUGUCUUGUGGAUGUGAUUGCUUGUUGGACUGAAUUAUUGGGUGUUUGAUUGCUUGAGUGAAGUAUGGUUGUUGAUAAGAAAUGGAUUUGGAAAAGUCAUUUACUUGAUUAUUAUGAAAAGUGGUUUUUCUUGGAUUGAAGUUAAAGCGGUU
This is a messenger RNA of Arachis ipaensis, 1170 nucleotides long. RefSeq lists its product as uncharacterized. The record is from RefSeq and is a predicted model, not a curated record. NCBI's taxonomy places the organism in Eukaryota, Viridiplantae, Streptophyta, Magnoliopsida, Fabales, Fabaceae.